Ceratosolen solmsi marchali is the source of this 1610-nucleotide messenger RNA. RefSeq lists its product as uncharacterized. The record is from RefSeq and is a predicted model, not a curated record. Lineage: Eukaryota; Metazoa; Arthropoda; Insecta; Hymenoptera; Agaonidae. Bases 72 to 1466 code for a protein of 464 amino acids. The transcript has 2 exons.
GUUAAUUUCAUUUUUCAUUCGAGAAGUCCAUAACGGAAAUCAUAAUAAUACUGUAAAAAGUAUUUGGUAUUAUGCGAAAGGAAAUAACUUACGCACAAUCAAAUAACCCACAAAGAGGAGUUAUUGACAUUGCCAUUAAAUUAAACAAUCGCUACACGGAUACUAGAAUGAAAAAAUACUAUCAAGCUGCUUUAUUGAUAACAGCAGUAGUUAGUUUGAUUUCUCUUCUUUUUUAUCGCCACGAAUAUAAUAAAUUACGAUAUGUUCUGGAAGUAUUUAAUUACUUUGGUAAGGCAUGUCCGGAAGUGCCAAAAAUUAGUUGCCCGAAGAAAUUUUCUCUUGAUUUAAACGAGCCUCGUUCGGCUUGGCAACGACUAGACGAUGAUUUGUACAUCUACUCAUCGUAUGUCAUACACAAUGGGAAAAUUGAAACGAUUAGCUAUGGAAAAUUAAUUAGUCCCAAUUUUGAUUGCAAUAUAUUUUUUAAUAAUUUGUUAACUCCUAUACCUGGUAUUUUUUCAUUUAGUAUAAUAGGUAAUACAAGCGAUAUUCCAGGAAGAACAGCUUAUCGAGGAUACAUUUUAGUUUGCGAAUAUACAGAAUAUAUGAUACCCGUUGGUGUAUCGUUCCAACAAAAAGAUCAAAUACUUUAUAAUCCAAACAGUUCUGUGUUUCCCAUAAACAUACAGCCUAAAGCUUUAACUUACAAUGGUAGUGCAUUAUGCGUAGCUCCACCUUCAAAUAUACCAAUGUCUCAUACCGAAAUGUUAAGUUUUCUCAAUUUUCAUGAAUUAAUCGGUCUGAAUCAUUUUGUGAUUUACGAUUAUGGUAUACCUAAUGUGUUCCAUAAUGGAAUAAAAAAUAUGGUGCAGGAUUUAAAUCCAAAUUGGAACUUCACAUACGAUGUAAUACAAUGGAAUUUUCCAAUAAGAGAUAUUCAUCCAAAUAUUAUAAGAAAUAUUAUAACAACCGACUGCUUGUACCGUACAUAUAAGAAAGUUAUGUAUACAGCCACAUUAUCGUGGGAUGAAUAUAUAGUUUUGAAAUUUCAUCAAAUCGUUUCCGACUUACUUAUUGAUUUUGAAAAAAAUAAAUUAUUUGGAAAUCGUUUUGUAAUAGAGACUCAAACUUUUUGUAUUCAGCAAGAGCAUCAGAAGACAUCCACAACAGCUUUUGUUCCAUAUAUUCUUCGUAAAUUGUACACCUCGCCAAAUGCGCUCAAUGCUAAUUUUCUGUAUAUAUACAAGCCGCACGAAUUUCUUAAUGUGAAAAAUAUUCAAACACUUAAGGCAGCAGCAAAAUUGAUUAUUGCAAGUCGUUAUGUAUUUUGCAAUGAUUACAAUGCCAAUAACGUAGAAUUUAAUAAAUACGAACCUUCGAUAUUAAGGUUCGCUAAAGAUAUUACAAAUUCUACGAUUUUUCAAAGAUACGUCUCGGGAAAGAUGUUUGAUUUGAAAUUAAAUUAAUAUACUCUUAAGAAAUCACCAAACAGCAUAAAUUUUUUUGAUAAAAAGAAAACUUAGAGAAAUUAAAUGGACCAUCAUAAGAAUAUUGUGAUAAACAUAUUAAUACCUUAAUUCUAUAAAAGGAUUAGUAUCUUGAGUAUAUAA